CAGGGCAGGCGCGAGCCGGCCCCGGAGCCUGGCUUCGGACCGCCCCCUCCGCGCCCGGCACGCCCGGCGCCGCCUUCCGCCUGGUCCCAGUCUCCGGACUCGGCCUCGGCCAGGUGUGACUCGCGGCGCGGCGGGCCCCGCAAGCUCUCGGCGAGCACGGCGCGGUAACAAGUGGGCGAGGAUGCCGUACGAGAUCAAGAAGGUGUUCGCCAGCCUCCCCCAGGUGGAGAGGGGCGUUUCCAAAAUCCUCGGCGGCGACCCUAAGGGCAACAAUUUUCUGUACACCAAUGGCAAGUGUGUCAUCCUGAGGAACAUCGACAACCCAGCUGUUGCGGACAUCUACACAGAGCACGCCCACCAGGUUGUGGUGGCUAAGUACGCACCCAGUGGCUUCUACAUCGCCUCUGGAGAUGUCUCUGGGAAAUUGAGGAUCUGGGAUACCACACAGAAGGAACACCUCCUCAAGUAUGAGUACCAGCCUUUUGCCGGGAAGAUCAAGGACAUUGCUUGGACUGAAGACAGUAAGAGGAUCGCCGUGGUCGGGGAAGGAAGGGAGAAGUUUGGCGCAGUCUUCCUGUGGGACAGUGGCUCUUCCGUGGGUGAGAUCACAGGACACAACAAAGUUAUCAACAGCGUGGACAUCAAGCAGAGCAGGCCAUACAGGCUGGUGACAGGGAGUGAUGACAACUGUGCUGCAUUCUUUGAGGGACCCCCGUUCAAGUUCAAGUUUACAAUUGGUGACCACAGCCGCUUUGUCAACUGUGUGCGAUUCUCUCCUGAUGGGAACAGAUUUGCCACAGCCAGUGCUGAUGGCCAGAUAUACAUUUAUGACGGGAAGACAGGAGAAAAAGUGUGUGCGCUUGGAGAAGGCAAGGCCCACGAGGGAGGAAUUUAUGCUAUUAGUUGGAGCCCUGAUAGCACCCAUUUGCUUUCUGCCUCUGGAGACAAAACCUCUAAGAUUUGGGAUGUCGGCGUGAACUCUGUUGUCAGCACAUUUCCCAUGGGCUCCAGUGUUCUGGACCAGCAGCUGGGCUGCCUGUGGCAGAAGGACCACCUGCUCAGCAUCUCGUUGUCUGGGUACAUCAAUUACCUGGACAAGAACAACCCCAGCAAGCCCCUGCGGGUCAUCAAGGGCCACAGUAAGUCAAUCCAGUGUCUGACGGUGCACAAAAACGGCGGCAAGUCCUACAUCUACUCUGGGAGCCACGAUGGGCACAUUAAUUAUUGGGAUUCAGAGACAGGGGAAAAUGACUCCUUUUCUGGAAAAGGCCACACGAAUCAGGUGUCCAGGAUGACUGUGGACGAGUCUGGGCAGCUCGUCAGCUGCAGCAUGGAUGACACUGUGCGCUAUACCAACCUCAUGCUGAGGGACUACAGUGGACAAGGAGUUGUGAAACUGGAUGUUCAACCAAAGUGCGUAGCCGUCGGCCCUGGGGGAUAUGCUGUGGUUGUGUGCAUCGGGCAGAUUGUCCUGCUGAAGGACCAGAAGAAGUGUUUCAGCAUUGACAGUCCUGGCUACGAGCCGGAAGUCGUGGCAGUGCACCCUGCUGGGGACACAGUGGCUGUCGGAGGCACGGAUGGCAAUGUCCGUGUGUACUCAAUCCUGGGCAGCACACUGAAGGAUGAGGGCAAGCUCCUGGAGGCCAAGGGCCCUGUGACAGACGUGGCCUAUUCCCAUGAUGGCGCCUUCCUCGCCGUGUGUGAUGCCAGUAAGGUGGUCACCGUGUUCAGCGUUGCUGAUGGCUAUUCGGAGAACAACGUUUUUUAUGGACACCAUGCAAAAAUCGUCUGCCUGGCCUGGUCACCAGACAACGAGCACUUUGCCUCUGGUGGCAUGGACAUGAUGGUGUACGUCUGGACCCUGAGUGACCCAGAAACCAGAGUCAAGAUUCAAGAUGCACACCGGCUACACCAUGUCAGCAGCCUGGCCUGGCUAGACGAGCACACGCUGGUCACCACCUCCCACGACGCCUCUGUCAAGGAGUGGACAAUCACCUACUGAGGACGCCCUCCCCACCCAUGGACCGAAUCAGGGACUAGUGUUUAACCGCAGCGGAGCAUAUUCUCUUAACUGUUUCUGUAACGCGCCCCUCGCCCCCCGCCGCCCAGGAGGGAAGAGGGCCUGGGUGGCCACCUGCGUCCCUGCAGGGUGCUCGUGUCUGUACGCGUCCUUCUGAAAGCUUUAGACAGUAGCAGUUUGCACAUGAAAAAUAAAGUGAGCACUUAAACAGCGUGUGGAGCGUAACUAAAACCCACAGCCCAACCAGAGCUUGAGAACGCGGAACAUUCCAGAGGCAACAGCCUCCAAAGCACAGAGACCCAGCCCAUGACUCUUGCUGUCCCACGGGAGCUUGGGAGCUUGGAUAGGGAGUGAGUGGGCUCCCCCUUUCCUCCUGCACAGGGAGGGAAGAAGGGACGAGCAUUGCAGCCGACAGGCUGUGUUCUGAGGAGCCGAUGUCUGUCUCCCCUGUGGUGUGUUGCCACAGGGCUGCCUCCAGGAACCGCCCCCAGAUCACACAGGGGCACAUAUUAACCCUGGAUGUAUUUCUUUUGUCGAUUUUGUGCUUGCUUUUAAGAAUGGAAUUGUGGGAUUUUUUUUUUUAUUUAAACGUAUCUUGACUGUUGUCUGUCAUGUUCCCGAGCUAGCGGCUACAGCACCAGGUCCAGGCGUUCAGAGCCCUUAUUAGCCAGAUUAAGAUGUCCUGGUCACCACCAUCGUCACACUUCAAUGUUCUUGUCUCCCUGCCCCUCUGCCACAGGAGCAAAGGUUAAUUUAACAGCAAAGUUGAAGUCACUGUUACCUAAUUGUCAUCGUUUUACCUUUUUUUUUUUUUUCAGUGCAGAAAUUAAAAGUAAGUAUAAAGCACCAUGAUUUGGAGUCUUUUGCGUGUGUCGGAAUCACUGGUAAAUGUUGGCUGAGAACAAUCCCCGCCUUGCACUUGUGAAAAACACUUGGAGCGCUUUAAGACAUUAGCCUGAGAAAUAAUUAAAUAUCUUUUCUCUUCA
Messenger RNA from Marmota flaviventris (yellow-bellied marmot), 3006 nucleotides. NCBI's taxonomy places the organism in Eukaryota, Metazoa, Chordata, Mammalia, Rodentia, Sciuridae. The record is from RefSeq and is a predicted model, not a curated record.